Molecule: messenger RNA, 804 nt
Organism: Nicotiana tabacum (common tobacco)
Lineage: Eukaryota; Viridiplantae; Streptophyta; Magnoliopsida; Solanales; Solanaceae
Source: RefSeq, a predicted model, not a curated record
AUGGGCGAGAGUGUUGAAAGAUAUGAUUCGCCAAAACUUAAUCGGAGUCGAGAUGAUAAUGUUACUUCAGAAUACAGAGAGAUUACUGAAGAAAAGGCAAUACAAGUGGAUGAAGAAGACUUCUAUGGGCCCGGAGGAACCGGAAAAACAUUACUUUAUCGUGCAUUGCUUGCAAAUGUCAGAUCACAAGGUAUGAUAGCAUUAGCAACAGCAACAAGUGGUGUAGCAACAGCAAUUUUACCAAGGGGUCAUACAACUCACUCUAGAUUUGACAUACCUCUGCAAACAAAUGAAACUACCAUUACGAAUAUGUCUAAGCAAAGUGGCGGUGCAAAAUUAAUAAGAAAAGCAAAGUUGAUAAUAUGGGAUGAAGCACCUAUGGCAAGGUGUCAGACUAUCGAAACAGUUGACAGCAGCUUCAGAUAUAUAAAGGAUAUCGAUGAACCAUUUGGUGGAAAAGUAAUGGUUUUUGGUGGUGAUUUUCGUCAAGUACUACCAGUAGUUCCAAAAGCGACGAGAGCUGAGACGGUAAAUGCUAGCUUGGUAAAAUUAUACUUAUGGCCUAAAAUGAAAAAAAAUCAGUUAACAAGAAAUAUGAGAGCAAGAACAGAUCCAAUAUUAAGUGAUUUUUUGCUUCGCAUCGGCAAUGGGGAAGAGCAUACAAUAAAAGAUGAUAUGAUUCUCCUCCUUGAGCAAUUAGUUGUCAAACCCAACGGUAAUAUUAGUGGUGAAGAUCACUUAAUAACAGAAAUAUUUCCAUCAUUAAACGAAAAUCGAAGUUGUGCAAAGUACAUGACAAAAUGA